This is a messenger RNA of Raphanus sativus (radish), 610 nucleotides long. RefSeq lists its product as uncharacterized. The coding region runs from base 144 to 335 and encodes 63 amino acids. Lineage: Eukaryota; Viridiplantae; Streptophyta; Magnoliopsida; Brassicales; Brassicaceae. The record is from RefSeq and is a predicted model, not a curated record. The transcript is spliced from 2 exons.
GAUUAGCCGGUCCACUCAGCGGUGAUAACACAGUAGUUAGGUGCAUCUUUCCGCCCUAGAUCACUGCCCCCGUAAACAUCAAGCGCUUCUUCCCGAUCGAUCUGCGACUCUUCUGAGAUUCUCGAAAAAAACAGCGGAAGAAGAUGGUGAAGGUGUUGACAUACUUUGGGAUGACAUUGGCUGCUUUCGCCUUCUGGCAGUCCAUGGACAAAGUUCAUGUCUGGAUCGCUCUUCACCAAGACGAGAAGCAAGAAAGAAUGGAGAAGGAAGCGGAGGUAAAGCGGGUUAGAGCAGAGUUGCUGCGGAGAGCUAGAGAGGAGGAUCCUCUUGCCUGAUCAUAAUUUUUGUUGGCUUUCUAAUCAAAUAUCAAUUCCCUACUCCCCAUCACAUUUGUUUUUCACUGUUUUGGACCAAAAUCGAGUUUGCAUAACAUAUAUGCUUUUGAAUUUGUGAUGAUCAUGAAUAAUAUAGCCUUCUUCGUUGUUCUUCUAACCUAAUGAAAAAACUACUGGAGAAGUAUCUCGCUCUUCCGUUGUCUUCCCCAACCUUGUAUCAUGGAUUCUGUCUGUAAUUCUUGCUCUGCCUUUGUCUUCCUCAACUUUGAAUCACU